This is a messenger RNA of Aspergillus brunneoviolaceus CBS 621.78, 1857 nucleotides long. Its product is annotated as SKIP/SNW domain-containing protein. NCBI's taxonomy places the organism in Eukaryota, Fungi, Ascomycota, Eurotiomycetes, Eurotiales, Aspergillaceae. The coding region runs from base 337 to 1749 and encodes 470 amino acids. Gene Ontology annotation, biological process: mRNA splicing, via spliceosome. Gene Ontology annotation, cellular component: spliceosomal complex. The transcript has a single exon. The record is from RefSeq and is a predicted model, not a curated record.
GGGACUCUUCAAGGCUCUUCCGAAGCCGAAAUACACCGGCGAGGAGGAGGAGCUCCCACAACACGCGCAGCCCCGUGGGCCCCGGGUCGUGGGCCCCGGCCAACUCGAUGAAUCUCAGAUUGUGCUCCGGGUAGGUUUCCACCGCAACCCUUCUUAAUCGAAUCCCCCAGUCUACACCCGACUACGCGGAUAUGAUACUAACUUUGACUUAUUUGUGUCUAGAGAACCGGACCUCCCCCCUAUCAGAACCGAGCCGGAUGGCGGCCGCGGGCCCCCGAGGACUUCGGCGACGGCGGCGCGUUCCCGGAGAUCCUGGUGGCGCAGUACCCGCUCGACAUGGGGCGGAAGGGGACGGCGUCAACGUCGAACGCGCUGGCGGUGCAGGUGGACGCGGAGGGGAAGGUGAAGUACGACGCGAUCGCGCGGCGGGGCCACGGCGACAACCGGAUCGUGCACGCCUCGUUCAAGGACCUGAUCCCGCUGCGGCAGCGGGUCGACAUGGGCGAGAUUUCGCUGGACCGGCCCUCGGAGGAGGAGGUGGCGGCGCAGAUGGAGAGGACCAAGACCGCGCUGGCCAGUCUGGUGGAAGGGGCGGUGUCGGCCCAGAAGCCCAAGAACGUGCGCGGGGGCCGCCGCGCCGAGCCCACGUUCGUGCGCUACACCCCCGCCAACAACCAGAUGGGCGACACCUCGCGCAAGAAUGAUCGCAUCAUGAAGAUCGUCGAGCGCCAGCAGGAUCCCAUGGAGCCGCCCAAGUUCAAGCACAAGAAGAUUCCCCGGGGUCCGCCCUCGCCCCCGCCGCCCAUCAUGCACUCCCCGCCCCGCAAGCUGACCGCGGAGGAUCAGGAGGCCUGGAAGAUCCCGCCGCCCGUGUCGAAUUGGAAGAACCCCAAGGGUUAUACCGUGCCGUUGGAUAAGCGGUUGGCGGCCGAUGGUCGCGGGUUGCAGGAUGUCACGAUCAAUGACAAGUUCGCGCAGUUUGCCGAGGCGCUGUUCACGGCCGACCGCCACGCGCGGGAGGAGGUGCGGCUGCGCGCCCAGAUGCAGCAGAAGUUGGCGGAGAAGGAGAAGGCUCAGAAGGAGGAGCAUCUGCGGGCGUUGGCGCAGAAGGCGCGCGACGAGAGGGCUGGCGGCAGUGGCAGUGGCGGUCGUCGUCAGCGGGAUUACUCGCGGUCGCCGUCCGCCCGCAGUGUCAGCCGCAGCCCGUCGAGGUAUUCGGAUCGGUCCGGCACGCCGAGUGGCGGGGAGGACGAGGACGAGCGGGCGGCCCGGCAGCGGGAGCAGAUGCGGCGCGAGCGGCGGCAGGAGGCGGAGCGGCAGCUGCGGCAGUCGCGCAUGGGCACGGAGCGGCGGAUCCAGAUGAUGGCGCGCGAGCAGAACCGCGAUAUCUCGGAGAAGGUGGCGCUGGGCCUGGCCAAGCCAACGCAGUCGUCCGAGGCCAUGUACGACUCGCGGCUGUUCAACCAGACGAGUGGCAUGAGCUCCGGGUUCAACGAGGACAACCCCUACGACAAGCCGCUGUUCGCCGCGCAGGACGCCAUCAACAGCAUCUACCGGCCGCGUGCGCAGCUCGAUGACGACGACGAGGGAGAGGGAGCGGGCGAGGAGAUGAGCAAGAUCCAGAAGUCGAGCCGGUUCGAGGUUCUGGGCCGAGCUAAGGAGGGUUUCAAGGGAGCUGAAUUGGCGGAGGUGAGUUUUUUUGCCCAUUUGCUUGUGGUCAGGGCCAGAGUGCUAAUCUGUCUCUCCUAGGCUCGCGAUGGUCCCGUGCAGUUCGAGAAGGACACGACGGACCCGUUCGGUAUCGACAGCAUGAUCGCCGACGUCACGGGAAGCGCGGGAUCAUCGGGCCAGAAGCGC